Candida dubliniensis CD36 is the source of this 3000-nucleotide messenger RNA. RefSeq names its product glycine decarboxylase subunit P (gene GCV2). Gene Ontology annotation, cellular component: glycine cleavage complex; mitochondrion. Gene Ontology annotation, molecular function: pyridoxal phosphate binding; glycine dehydrogenase (decarboxylating) activity; glycine binding. The transcript has a single exon. The record is from RefSeq and is a predicted model, not a curated record. Bases 1 to 3000 code for a protein of 999 amino acids. Gene Ontology annotation, biological process: glycine decarboxylation via glycine cleavage system. NCBI's taxonomy places the organism in Eukaryota, Fungi, Ascomycota, Pichiomycetes, Serinales, Debaryomycetaceae.
AUGUUUACCAAGUCAACGAUUAGGACUGUUUUGAGGUCAUUGGCAACAAAGGCAAACACGUCGUCAGAAAAUUUUGCUAAAGUUCUCAACCCAAAAGUAUCGUUUGAUAAUCUUGAUGUGUUUGCUCGGAGACAUAUAGGGCCAACAUCCAAAGAGGUGCAAAAGAUGUUAUCUUCAUUGGGGUAUAAAGAUUUGGAUGAGUUUUUGUCAAAUGUUGUUCCAGAACAUGUGUUGAUCAAAAGAAAGUUAAGUGUGCAACCGGAAAAGGGUUUCACCGAAUCAGAAAUGUUGGAUCAUUUGCAUAAAUUAGCUAAUAAAAACAAAAUAAAGAAAUCCUUUAUUGGUAAAGGUUAUGCGGGGACACUUUUACCUCCUGUCAUCCAAAGAAACCUCCUUGAAUCGCCUGAAUGGUAUACUUCCUAUACUCCAUAUCAACCAGAAAUUUCCCAAGGAAGAUUAAAUUCAUUAUUAAAUUAUCAAACCAUGAUCUGUUCACUUACAGGAAUGGCAAUGGCUAAUGCCUCGUUGUUAGAUGAAGGUACUGCUGCUGGUGAAGCCAUGACUUUGUCAUACCACAACUCAAAAGACAAGAAAAAAAUCUAUGUGGUUGAUGCAAAUCUUCAUCCUCAAACUGUGGAUGUUAUAAAAUCCAGAGCCAAAAACAUCGGCGUUGAAAUUGUUGAAAUUCCUUUAGCCACUAAACAAGGGGUUGAAGAGUUAUCUGCAAUUGCCGACAACGUUUGUGGAGCAUUGGUUCAAUAUCCAGAUACCAAUGGGGAAAUAGUUGAUUUCACUGAAAUCGGUAACAUCUUGCAUUCUAACAAGGCCCUUUUUGCUAUGGCUACUGAUCUAUUGGCCUUGACGAUUCUUAAACCACCAAGUGAAUUUGGAGCUGAUAUUGCCUUGGGUACUUCUCAAAGAUUUGGUGUUCCAUUCGGUUAUGGUGGCCCACACGCUGCAUUUUUCGCUACAUCGUCUAAAUAUGCCAGAAAAAUCCCUGGAAGAAUAGUGGGUGUCUCGAAGGACAGAUUGGGCAACCCAGCUUUGCGUUUGGCAUUACAAACCAGAGAGCAACAUAUCAAAAGAGAGAAGGCCACUUCGAAUAUCUGUACUGCCCAAGCUUUAUUGGCAAAUAUUUCUGCCAACUAUGCAGUUUAUCAUGGUCCUCAGGGAUUGAAAAAUAUUGCCAACAGAGUUUAUGGUUUUACAACAUUAUUAGCUAACGAGAUCUCAAAAAAGCAUCAAUUGGUCAAUAAUAAAUGGUUCGAUACCUUGACUGUUAAGUUGAAUGGUGUUUCUUCAGAUGAAAUUUUAGCUAAAGCUUUGAAUGAAUACGAUAUCAACAUGUUUAGAGUUGACGAGUCCACGGUAUCAUUGCAAUUGGAUGAAACGGUUCAAAAACAAGACUUGAUCAAUUUAGUCAAUGUUUUCACUGGCCAAGAGAACUAUUCUCCAGAUGAAUUGCCAACUAUUCCUCAAGAAUUAUUAAGAUCCGAUGAAAUUUUGACACAUGAAGUUUUUAAUUCCCAUCAUUCAGAAACAGCCAUGUUGAGAUACUUGCACUCUUUGCAAAGAAUGGAUUUGUCAUUAGCUGAUAGCAUGAUCCCAUUGGGUUCUUGUACUAUGAAAUUGAACGCCACAGUGGAGAUGCAGACAUUGUCUAUUCCUGGAUUCAAUUCAAUUCACCCAUUUGCCCCAAUAGACCAAGCUCAAGGCUACAAAGAAUUGAUUGAUGAAUUUGAAAAAGACUUGAAUGAUAUUACCGGUUUCGAUGGUACUACUUCGAUGCCAAACUCUGGUGCUCAAGGUGAAUAUACUGGGUUGUCUUUAAUUAGAGAAUAUCAUAGAUCUCGCGGUGAGCACGAUCAAAGAAACAUUUGCUUGAUUCCAGUUAGUGCUCAUGGAACCAACCCAGCAUCAGCCGCCAUGUGUGGAUUGAAAGUUGUUCCCGUCAAAUGUUUAUCUAAUGGAUCCAUUGAUUUAGAAGAUUUAGAAGCAAAAGCAGCCAAAUAUGCCAAACAGUUGUGUUCAAUAAUGAUUACUUACCCAUCUACGUACGGUUUAUUUGAGCCAGGCGUUAAGAAAGCUAUUGAUAUUGUUCAUGCCAAUGGCGGUUUGGUUUACUUGGACGGUGCAAACAUGAAUGCCCAAGUCGGUUUAACUUCUCCGGGUGAUUUGGGUGCCGAUGUUUGUCAUUUGAAUAUUCACAAAACAUUUGCAUUAAGUCAUGGUGGUGGUGGUCCAGGUCAAGCACCAGUUUGUGUCAAAGAACACUUGAAACCAUUUUUGCCAAAGCAUCAUUUUGUCAAUACUCCACACUCCACUAGUGAAUCUAUUAAAGCCGUCAACUCAGCUCCUUAUGGUAGUGCAUCGGUUAUUCCUGUUUCGUAUUCGUACAUUAAAAUGUUGGGAGCACAAGCGUUGCCAUAUGUAUCUGCUAUUGCUAUGUUGAAUGCCAAUUAUAUUUUAACCAAAUUAGAACCACAUUAUAAGAUAUUGUUUGUUGACCGUAACGCCUCAUCUGAUAGUGGCACCAAACAUUGUGCACAUGAGUUUAUUCUUGAUUUACGUGAAUUCCAAAAGAUUGGCAUUGAAGCUAUUGAUGUGGCUAAAAGAUUGCAGGAUUAUGGAUUCCAUGCACCAACAAUGUCUUUCCCAGUUGCAGGAACUUUGAUGAUUGAGCCUACUGAAUCAGAAAAUUUAGGUGAAUUAGAUAGAUUUAUUGAUUCGUUGAUUUCAAUCAGAAGUGAAAUUGAGGCUUACAAAAAUAACGAACCAUUGGGUCAAGUCUUGAAAAAUGCCCCACAUUCGUUGGAGGAUAUUGUUAGCUCAGAAGAUUGGGAUGCGAGAGGUUACACCAGAGAACAAGCAGCUUACCCAUUGCCAUUUUUAAAGAAAAACAAGUGUUGGCCAACUGUUAGUCGUUUGAACGAUACUUAUGGUGAUUUGAAUUUAAUCUGUACAUGUCCUUCAGUUGAAGAAGUUGCUGCUGAAAAUUAG